GGAGGCGGCCAUGCUGGCGGAGGAGCGCGACCUCGCCAAGGAUGCGCAGUGGAAGCGCAUCCAGCAGAAUACGUUCACGCGCUGGGCCAACGAGCACCUGAAGGUGGCCAGCCGUCACAUUGGCUCGCUGGAGACGGACCUGCAGGAUGGCCUCAACCUGAUCGCGCUCAUCGAGGUUCUCAGCGGCAAGCGAAUGCCGAAGCACAGCCGGCGGCCGGCCUUCCGCUCGCAGAAGCUGGAGAACGUGUCGGUGGCGCUGCGGUUCCUGGAGCGGGACGAGCACAUCAAGAUCGUCAACAUCGACUCCGCCCACAUCGUGGACUGCCAGCUGAAGCUGAUCCUGGGCCUGAUAUGGACGCUCAUCCUUCACUACAGCAUCUCCAUGCCCAUCUGGGAAGGCGACGACGACCUGGACAACGGCGAGGACAAAGGGCCCACUCCCAAACAGAGGCUGCUGAACUGGGUGGGGGCCAAGAUGCCGCAGGUGCCCGUCAGCAACUUCACCUCUGACUGGCGCGACGGCAAGGCCAUCGGAGCCCUGGUGGACGGCUGUGCUCCAGGCCUGUGUCCAGACUGGUCCGACUGGAGGUCUGACGAGGCCCUGAAGAACGCCUCCGAAGCCAUGGCUCUGGCCGAUGACUGGCUGAGCGUACCUCAGCUGAUCCGGCCCGAAGACAUGGUCGACCCGAAUGUGGACGAGCUGUCCAUGAUGACGUAUCUCUCCCAGUACCCCAACGCCAGGCUGAAAUCAGGAGCGCCAAUCCGCACCAAGACGAACCCUGGCAGGGUGAGAUGUUACGGCGCCGGUGUGGAGCCGACCGGUGUGGUGGUGGGCGCUCCCACCUUCUUCACAGUGGAGACGUUCUCGGCCGGUCAGGGCAAGGUCGAGUGUCAGCUGGUGCGACCGGGAGGGCAGCCAGAGCCGAUCGACGCCCAGUUCAGCGGCGACCGGAGGCUGACGUACAGCUGCCGGUACACCCCGACGGCCGAGGGCCGUCACCUGGUCAUGGUGCUGUUCAGGGGCCGCCAGCUGCCCUGCUCGCCAUUCGCCGUCGACGUCGAGGGGUUCGCCGGCGACCCGGGCAAGGUCACGGCGUCGGGCCCAGGCCUGGAGCCCAACGGGGUCGUUGUUGGAAAGCCGACGUUCUUCGACAUCUUCACCGAAGGUGCCGGCCGGGGCACGCCGGAGGUAGUGCUGCUGGACCCGAAGGGCAGCAACAGCCCCGCCUCGGCGCUGCGGCUGGGCCGGGUGGAGCCCGGCCGCUGGCGCUGCGACUACACCGCCCAGCGGCUGGGCCAACACUCGGUGGACGUGCUGUUCGCAGGGCGGCCGAUCCCCGGCUGCCCCCGCGCCGUCCGGGUCGGCCCAGCAUGUGAGCCUCGUCGGGUGCGGGUGACGGGUCGCGGGCUGCAGGGACACGGUGUCCGGGUGGGCGACACGGCCGACUUUCGCGUCUGGACAGACGGCGCCGGCGACGGACAGCUGCAGCUGCGCGUCAUCGGACCAGGUGGCGCUAACGAAUCGGCACACCUUAGAGAGGUGGAGGACGGUGUGUAUGAAGGCGUGUACUAUCCUCAGCGGGAGGGCCGCUACAUCGUCAUGAUCACCUUCGGCGGUCACGAGAUUCCCAGGUCGCCGUUUGAAAUCAACGUCGGGCCGGCAAAGGAGUCGGCAAUCCGAUGUUACGGACCCGGCCUGAAGGGCGGCGUAGCGCACGCGCCGGCCGUCUUCACCGUGGAGACGAAUGGCGAGACGGGCGCGCUGGGAUUCAGCAUCGAGGGGCCGUCGCAGACGCAGAUUCAGUGCCGAGACAACGGUGACGGCUCGGCGGACGUCACGUACGUGCCGACGGUGCCCGGCGAGUACGCCGUGCACGUGCUCUGCGCGACGGAGGACAUCCCGCGCUCGCCCUGGAUGGCGCAGAUCGUGCCACGCACAGAUGGCGACGCCAGAAAGGUGACGGUGACGGGGCCCGGGGUGCAGCCAGAGGGCGUGACGGCCGGCGAGAGCACCCACUUCACGGUGGACACCAGCUCGGCUGGCAGCGGCGCCCUCAACGUGACGGUUAUGGAUGAAGGACACAACAAGAUACGUACCGACAUCAAGGAGCAAUCUCCCGGUAUCUACCGUGUCGACUACACAGCCAACACCGGCGGCAAACACACUGUGCAGGUGGAGUACGGCGGUCUGGCCGUGCCUCAGUCCCCGUUCCGUGUGUUGGCCGCGGACCGGCUGGACCCCAGCCAGGUGCGCGUGUUCGGACCCGCGCUGGAGCCGGGCGUCACGGCACAGGAGGCCACCCACGUCAGCGUCGACACGAUCGGCGCUGGGACAGGUGAGCUUCACCUGCUGCUGCGGCACUGUGAAAGCGGCGCCGAGGUGCCCGUUCGACUGGAGGAGGCCAGCAGCGAUGUGGUGCGCGCCCACCUGGUCUAUCCCGGGCCCGGCACGUACAGCCUGAACGUCAGCUACGGCGGCCAGGACGUGCCGCAGAGUCCGCUGACCGUCGCGGUGCUGCCCAGCACUGAUGUCUCACAGAUCCUCGUGGAGGGACUGCAGCCAAGCGUAUUUGUCGACUCUCCGGCGGACGUGUUGUGCGACGCGCGCGGCGUGGCUGGCGCCGAGCAGGGCCGCCUGGCGUGUCUGGUCACCGGUCCGUCCGGCGACAGCUGGCCCGCCCGCGUCCAGCCGGCCGGCGAUGGCACAUUCCACAUUGACUACACGCCCCUCGAGGAGGGUCGACACCAGGUCGAGAUCACCUACAACGACGUGCCGGUGCCGGGCUCACCGUUCCAGGUGACGGCGCGGCCGGGCUGUGACCCGGGCCGGGUCACGGUCACCGGUGCUGGCCUGCGCCGAGGUCUCGUCGGUCAGGCCAACACCUUCACUGUCAACACCCGCGGGGCGGGCUCCGGCGGCCUGGCCCUGGCCAUCGAGGGCCCGUCCGAGGCCCAGAUGUCUUGCGUCGACAACAAGGACGGCUCCUGCACGGUCGUGUACGCUCCAACGGAGCCCGGCCAGUACGACGUCAACGUCAAGUUCGCCAACCAGCCCAUCCCCGGGUCUCCGUUCAAGGUGCCGGUGGAGCUCGCGGUGGACGCCUCCGGUGUGGUGGCGCUCGGCCCCGGCGUCAGCGCGGACGGCUGCCGGGCCGGCGUACCGCUCACGUUCUCAGUGGACGCCUCGCGCUCGGCCCCGGCUGCCCUCGGUGUGGACAUCCGCAGCGAUAGGGGUCCGCUGCCGCGCAAGCCCACGGUGGAGGACAACGGAGACGGCACGUACACCGUCACCUACCAUCCGCCGCCGGAGGGCACCAUCUGUAUGCCGCGUGUCACGUGGGAUGGCGAGGACAUUCCGGGCAGUCCGUGGCGGCUGCUCGUGUUGCCCACCUGUGAGCCAUCGAGCGUGCGACUGUCCGGUGCCGGCGUCUCCAGUAGCGGAGUACCCGCCUCGCUGCCCACGCAGUUCACCGUCGACACGCGCCAGGCCGGCUUCGGCGACCUGGAGGCCCAGGUCGUGGGUCCCGACAGUGAGCCCCGCACGCUGGAGGUAGUGGAUAACGAAGACGGCACGCUCACGGGCCGGUACACGCCCGACGACUGCGGCCGGUACCACGUGGCGGUGAAGUACGGCGGUCAGGCGGUGCCCGGCUCACCCGCCGUCGUCGAGGCCCGUGCCAGCGGACAGGCCGACCGAUGCUGGGUGGAAGAAGGCUUCUUCCGGGACCGGGUGGUCCGCGUCGGGGAGGAGAACUGCAUCACCGUCAACGCCCAGCGGGCCGGCCCAGGCAACGUAACCUGUCACAUCCGGCCCGCGGCCAACUCCCGUGAUAUUGACCUUGACAUCGAGGACUGCGGGGACGGCACGUUCAAGAUAUACUUCAAGGUCAAUGACGCCGGAGAAUACACCAUGGACAUCAAGUUUGGCGGACAGCCGAUACCAGACGGGCUCUACUCCUUCUUGGCCCAGUUCGAGGAGACCGUCACUCGCUCCCGGAUCGGACACGUGACUGCAGUCGGCCCCGCCCAGCCGGGCACCGAGCACGCCCAGUACCGGCCGGUCAAGCUCAGCUGCAUCCCGCUGCCCACCUCUGGAGGCUCUGUCACAGCCGAGGUCAGGAUGCCGAGCGGUGGUGUGGACAAGCCGGUGAUCGAGGACAACCGGGAUGGCACCGUGACCAUCAAGUACGAGCCGAAGGAAGAGGGCCUACAUGAGCUGCUGCUGAAAUUCAACGGGGAGCACGUGCAGGGAUCCCCGUUCAAGUUCCACGUGGAUUCUCUGGCGAGCGGCUAUGUGACGGCGUACGGUCCGGGCCUGGUGCAUGGCAUCACCGGCGAGCUGGCCACCUUCACCGUCACCACCAAGGACGCCGGUGCAGGAGGGCUGUCGCUGGCGGUGGAGGGCCCGAGCAAGGCCGACAUCAGUUGCCAUGACAACAAGGACGGCACGGUGUCUGUCUCGUACCUGCCCACCUCACCCGGCGUGUACAAGAUCGCCGUCAAGUUCUCCGACAAGCACAUCAAGGGCAGCCCGUUCGCGGUGAAGAUCACUGGCGAGGGACGCAAGCGGAGCCAGGUGUCGAUGGGCGCCCAGUCGGAGGUCACGCUGCCCGGCAAGGUCAGCGAGAAGAACAUCAAGGUGUUGAACGCCUCCAUUACGGCACCGUCCGGCCUGGAGGAACCCUGCUUCCUCAAGAAGCUGACCAACGACCAGCUAGGCAUCUCCUUCACGCCACGCGAGAUCGGCCAACACCUGGUCAGCGUGAAGAAGAAGGAUACCGCCAUCAGCGGCUCACCCUUCAAGAUCAUGGUCAAUCCUCAGGAGGUGGGCGACGCCUCCAAGGUGAAGGUGUCGGGCACGGCGCUCACUCAGGGCAAGACGCACGUGGCCAACAAGAUCGCCAUCGACACUAAGGAGGCCGGCUAUGGUGGCGUAUCGCUGUCCGUCGAAGGACCGAGCAAGGCCGAGAUCAAGUAUGACGAGAAAGCGGACGGCAAGCUGGAGGUUUCUUACAACCCCAAGGAACCAGGCUUCUAUAUCAUCAACCUGAAGUUCGCCGACCAUCACGUCAAGGGCUCGCCGUUCACCUGUAAGGUGACGGGAGAGGGCUCGAACACGCAGACGGAGCGUAUCAAGCGUAACCAGGAGGCGGUGCCGCUCACCUCCGUCGGCUCCAGCUGCGCGCUCACCUUCAAGAUGCCGGGCGUGUCGGCGCUCGACCUGAGCGCCGCCGUCGCCUCCCCCGGCGGCGUGGUUGAGGAUGCCGCCAUCUCAGAGCUCGAGGACAACCUGCACGCCGUCAACUUCGUGCCCAAGCAGCUGGGCGUGCACACGGUGUCCGUGCGCUACCGGGACGUGCACAUCCCCGGCUCACCGUUCCAGUUCACUGUCGGCCCGCUCAAGGACGGCGGCGCCCACCGCGUGCACGCCGGCGGGCCGGGUCUCGAACGGGGCGAGCAGGGCAUGCCCAGCGAGUUCAACGUGUGGACGCGCGAGGCCGGCACCGGCUCGCUGGCCAUCAGCGUCGAAGGACCCAGCAAGGCCGAGGUCGACUUCAAGGACCGCAAGGACGGCUCCUGCUACGUCAGCUACGUCGUCUCCGAGCCCGGUGAGUACCGAGUCGGCAUCAAGUUCAAUGACUCACACAUCCCCGAUUCGCCGUACAAGGUGUUCGUGACUCCGGCCAACAAGGACGCACACAAGGUCACCGUGGGUCAGCUGCCCGACGCCGGGGUCCAGGUGGACAAGCCCAUCAUCUUCACGGUGGACCGCACCGACUGCAAGGGCCAGCUGGACUGCAAGGUGGUCUCUCCCAGCGGGCACGAGGACGACUGCUUCGCCCAGUACCUGGACGAGGACACCUACUCGGUCCGCUUCUUGCCCAAGGAGAACGGGAUCCACCAGCUGCACGUCAAGUGGAACAACGUGCACGUGCCGGGCUCGCCGUUCCGGCUGAAGAUCGGCAAGCAGGACGCUGACCCGGCGGCCGUGCACGCGCACGGCAAGGGCCUGGAGAAAGGCCACACCGGGCACAAGUCCGACUUCAUCGUGGACACGUGCAACGCCGGCGCCGGCACGCUGGGAGUCACCAUCGACGGACCCUCCAAGGUGUCGAUGGAUUGUACGGAGGUGGACCAGGGCUACAAGGUGCGUUACACGCCGCUCAGUCCUGGCCACUAUUACGUCGCCAUCAAGUACGACGGCUACCACAUCGCCGGUUCGCCCUUCAAGGUCGAGGCCACAGGUGACGAGCUGGCCGAGAAGGGGCCCAAGGAGCAGUCGUCGGUGGUGGUGGAGACGGUGAGCAAGGCCGCCACUAACAAGGAGGAGAAGCAUGUCGCCUCGCUGCCCAUCUUCCACUCUGACGCCAGCAAGGUGGACUGCAAGGGCAUGGGUCUGAAGAAGGCGUACGUCGGGCGUCAGAAUCAGUUCCAGGUGGACGCUGGACGCGCUGGUCAGGACAUGCUGUGGGUCGGCUGCUUCGGCCCGAAGAACCCGUGCGAAGAGGUGCACAUCAAGCACAUGGGCCGCAACCAGUACCACGUGUUCUACACGGUCAAGGAGCGUGGGAAGUACAUCCUGGUGGUGCGCUGGGGGGCUGACAACAUCCCCGGAUCGCCGUUUGAGAUCGAGGUCUAGCCGCGCCGCCCGCCGCUGACGUCACAGCCUCGUCGGCGUGACGUCAUAACGCCAGCCGACGCCGCAGGCAGUUCGGGUGCCUUGAUCUGUGCCUUGGCGUGCCGCGGGACCUGACCAGGGGUGGACGAGAGUAGCACUGCCAGCGCCGUCGCCAGCGCCGCGGGGCGUCGCCGGCGCGGUCCGACGGCGCGCGUCCGCCCUCCCCACCCCCCUAACACGCCGGCGAGGCGGCCCCCGUGCCGCGCCGACACUCCAGCCGUGUUUGGAGAGCAGCCGCCCCGCCCGUCUGGCCGGCUAACUCGGAGAGCCUGCAGCAGUGGGAUGGUCCUGUCUUCCCCGGCGGGCCAGCGGGAGCUCAUCUGUCCUGUCCUGUGCCUCGGCGUGUUCUAACGACAGGGAUCGCUGUGCACCUUAUUAACGCGCAUGAUGUGCCCUGUCCCUCGAGUCAUGCCCCCAACGUGUAUUCACCGGCACGUAAUUUUCCUAACCCGCCCGGACAUUUGUAUAACAAGAGAGCGCUACUG
Messenger RNA from Pollicipes pollicipes, 7164 nucleotides. RefSeq names its product filamin-A. The record is from RefSeq and is a predicted model, not a curated record. Gene Ontology annotation, biological process: actin cytoskeleton organization. The transcript has 39 exons. NCBI's taxonomy places the organism in Eukaryota, Metazoa, Arthropoda, Thecostraca, Pollicipedomorpha, Pollicipedidae. The coding region runs from base 11 to 6640 and encodes 2209 amino acids. Gene Ontology annotation, molecular function: actin filament binding.